Periconia digitata is the source of this 1567-nucleotide messenger RNA. Lineage: Eukaryota; Fungi; Ascomycota; Dothideomycetes; Pleosporales; Periconiaceae. The record is from the annotation of a GenBank genome assembly.
GAUGGACGGUACUCAUGUGGCUUUGAGAGUGCCUCGAAGCCUAGUCAAGCAAGUGAAGACUGCAUUGGAGGCUCAAAACCUCUUGAAUAAGAGCAAAAGGAUAACAACCGCCAUUAAUGGCGCCGAUGAAAAGAGUACAGAAACGUACAUGACUCUGUAUACAUCCAUUCCCUGUGUUCCUGACAACGAAGCAUCAACGUCUACCAUCCUCGGAGAUCUUGGUCUUCCCACUUCCAUCAGUCACAGCAUAUCGACAUCAACAUAUAUUGCCACAACGUCGGGAAACACCAGCAAAUCAUCAAACAAUCCUCUUACCAACGGCCUCAGGAACGGCUUGCAAAUCCUCCCCAUUGAGCUCCUCGAAUCGCUAGACCUCACAAUCGAAACCCUUCUCUCCUCGUUCCCAGACGCUUACUCUAUAUACAAGCCUCUCCUCCUCCUCCCACCAAACGCCUUCACCUCAAACCCUUGGAACACUCUAAUAUCCGCCCACCCAGUAACAUCUCAAGCCUUGCAGCCUGUAUGGAACUCACUCGUUACAUCAACAGGAACCACACACCUUGCUCUCAAUGCCGGAAUUCCCCUUCAGAAAUCUGCAUCACCGCCAGAAACCUCCACCAGCAUAUCGAACCCCCCGGGAUCCGACAACACAUUCCGCAGCCCUCUUAACCUAACACCAAUUUACCCUCCUUCCUUCACACCACCGCCACCAACCGUCAACCCCACGAGCCUAAAUUUCGACUCAGCGUUGUGGGUAUCACAUACGCAGAAUGGAAUUCAUCAGGUUUGGGCCCCCCUUUACACCAUGUUCAGUCGAGGCAAUGUCAAAGAAAAAGCGCGGAUCCUUUCGCUUCCUUCCGUAAAAUCGUCUGUCACCAAUAAUCUGACAGGCUGCACGGCGGUCGAUUUAUAUGCUGGGAUCGGAUAUUUCGCGUUUUCGUACCGCAAGGCAGGCGUACGAAAAGUGUUAGGUUGGGAGGUGAAUGCAUGGAGUGUAGAGGGGUUCCGACGGGGCGCAGCGAGGAAUGGCUGGCAUACGACAGUUGUUGCUGGAGAUGCACUUCCGGGGACGAGGGAAAAUUGGAGGACAUGGGGGAGAAAUUUCAAAGAUCAUGACGCCGUGAGGGGUCAGAAGGGUGAUGACGUGAAUGUGGAUUUCGUGGUGUUCCAGCAAUCGAAUGAGUUCGCGCUUGAUGCUGUCGCUGCUUUGCAACCGUCGAAAUUUGGGAAGGCAAAUAGCGAAGAGGAUGAAGCGGAUGUGAUACCGCCUGUUCGACAUGUCAAUUGUGGAUUUCUGCCUUCAUCAGAGUUGUCGUGGCGUACGGCAGUCAGGGUGUUGGAUAGAGAGCAUGGAGGAUGGAUUCACGCGCACGAAAACGUGGGGAUUGGCGAUAUCGAGAAGCGCAGCGAGGAAGUAGCGAUGGAGAUAAAUGGGCACGUCGAUGCUUGGGAGGCUGAGAGAGUAGGGGUCGAAAGGAGCGUGCGGUGUGAGCAUGUAGAGAAAGUGAAGACGUAUGCGCCUGGUGUGAUGCACGUGGUUUUUGAUGUUUGGGUCAGUGGCAUCUAG